CGCAAGAAGAAGCUCGGGGCGGACCACCCCUCCACGCUGACCAGCAUGGCCAAUCUUGCUUUCACAUGGAAGGGACAAGGCCGGGAAGCAGAAGCUUUAGAUAUCAUAAAGGAGUGUGUACACCAAUGCCGCCGCGUUUUAGGUGCCGAUCAUCCCUAUUACUUCUCUUCCUUAAACAUGCUGGCUGAUUGA
This is a messenger RNA of Lindgomyces ingoldianus, 192 nucleotides long. RefSeq lists its product as uncharacterized. The transcript has a single exon. Gene Ontology annotation, molecular function: protein binding. The annotation marks the transcript as partial. The record is from RefSeq and is a predicted model, not a curated record. NCBI's taxonomy places the organism in Eukaryota, Fungi, Ascomycota, Dothideomycetes, Pleosporales, Lindgomycetaceae.